This is a messenger RNA of Botrytis fragariae, 3228 nucleotides long. RefSeq lists its product as uncharacterized. The record is from RefSeq and is a predicted model, not a curated record. The transcript has a single exon. The coding region runs from base 1 to 3228 and encodes 1075 amino acids. NCBI's taxonomy places the organism in Eukaryota, Fungi, Ascomycota, Leotiomycetes, Helotiales, Sclerotiniaceae.
AUGGCACAACCAGAAACACCUGCAAGCGCAUCGCGACAUUCCAUCAUUUCACCUCUUGCAGGUGGUAUGACCACCGCUCAAUUGGAACAAGUGUUACAGAGAACUCCUCAAAUGACUAGAUUCAAUCCUUUGAGAAGACAUCUUCGGGCACCUAAAACUCCCAAUUCUCGCAUUUCCAAAAGUGAAAUCAUCGCUAGUGAUGACGAAGCAGCGACCACAUCACCGUCAGCCCCGAUCGUGCAACCACCGAAAUCUCUAAACGGUGAAGCUAUAAGAGUUAAAGGUAAAGAAGUGUCUGUAGCUAUCGGAGGGGAUGAUGUUGAUCAAGGGACUUCAAAAUUCAUUGACACUCUGCAUCCUUCCUCUCAUGAAAAUGUUUCGCGUUCGAAGCAACUAGGUGAGACAUUGCCCAAGAGGUUUUUGAGAACAAUCGCGAAGCGCAAAAAGUCCCGGAGGGAGCAACGUAUCGCAUCCAAGCCGGGUACUAUACUCUCUGCCGAAGAACCAUCGAGCAAAUCGUCUCAUGGAAAGAAAGGCGAAGAGAAAGCAAUCUUAACCUCCAGUGGGUCUGGCCGCCCGGCUGAAUUGAAUAGACUUUUCAAGAAUCCUGACCCUCUUAGCGAUGAAUCAUCCGAUGGCAGUCAAGAAUCUACCAGUCUUGAAGAACUCAUUCGAACAACUUCACGCACAUUCAAUUCACAGCCUUCUAGUGAUCAUGGAACCAGGGACAUCAGUUUUUCAUUUGGUGCUCCGCGGCUGGUUCGACGAACAAUUAUGGGCUCACACAAAAAGGUCAAUAACAGUAAUAAUCUCGAUGACCUUGAACUCGAGAUUCUUGGAUUGCCUGAUGCUACUCAUUCAUCUGAUUGUACGCCUGGCCCAAGCGACUCACAGGAUGACUUCAUUGACCACCAUACAUCUCAAAAAUGUGAUCGUCCAAGGCCAAUGAAAAGGCAGAAGAAAAGGGUGAACAAGAGACCUCGAAGACUUCCAGUGGAUGAGUUGCACCUGGUAUCUGAAAGUGUGGCGGGAUUCAGUCAGGAGAAUGAUGAAAAUGGUAUGAUCAAAGUUUCACUAAGUUUGUGGUACAAUAUUGAUCAAAGUAUAGUGGAACCUUCAGCUGAAAUUUUAGAUGACCCAAUCUCUCAAGACUCGUCGGAUGCCCUAAAAAUUGUACAGAGUGUUGGGCGGACAAAGGGUGAGAAAAAACUGUUUCAGACAUACCAUGGCGCCUUUGGAAAUAUUGAUAGCAAAGCCUUUCGGUUCCCAAAUCGUUACAACACGUCUCCUCGGGCAGAAUCAAGCAACCGCCAUGAGGUGAGCUCGUCUCAUUCUGAUGGUUUCGUGGGAGCUGAAGCAAAUCCUACUGGCAGAUGUAUGCUGCUACCUAGGCAAAAGCGUGCUUGUAUUAGUAUAUGGGGACUGACUACCCGAAUAGCGCAAUUAGAGUUGGUUCGCGAAAAGGUCCACGGGCUAGUCGAUGAGCUAAAUAGCCAAGCUGAAAGAAGAGUUCCAGCGAAAAAUACCAAGAGGCGUUUAAAGAAGAAAGCUACACUCAAUGCGUCGGUAAUGAUGAAACUCGAGUCUCAAGCAGAUAAAACGGGCGAAAGUCAACAAGAUGACCAGGAUAGCCAAAGUCAUGAAAACCGUGAUGCCCAUCAGGAUGAUCAAUCAAUGCGUGGAUAUCUUUCUGGCGAUGAAAUGAUUUCGGUUGCGGAAGUUAAUUCCCUUUCCCCGCCCACUAGGAAAGGGUCUCGAAGAGUCAUCUUUGACGAAAGAAUCGAGAUUGAUCGGCGUGUCAGAAUACCUUCUUUGGACUCUGAGAAUCCUGAAGAUUCUUUCGAGGUGAAGAGAAGAAAAACUUCUUCUGAUUCUGCGGUUUGGCACAAUAUGGAGACGGUCCGCUUGAACAGGUGCCACGACGAAGACAGCGAGCAAGAUGUGUUAUCUAUCAAUGAAUUGAAACGAAGCAUCAUCAGUAUUUCAAGUGACAACGACGAGAUGGAAGAAAGCGAUGGAUCUGGCGGCGACAGUGGCGAAGAGACGGGCGACGAAGACGAAGCCGAAGACGAAAAUGAACAUGAGAACGAGGGAGAGAGUGGAGAAUGCUUCAAUGUGCUAGGAGUCCGUGAAAAACAAUCAGAUGAAUUAAUUGACGGGAAUAUCCUCUCCACUGAAGACGAAUCAAGCGAGCAAAGUCAACAGUGCAACGGAAAGGAUGACGACAGAGAUGAAUUUUAUGCUUCUGAAGAAGAAACGAUUCUGAACAAGCCAGUGGGUGGAGAAGAAGAAAUUACCGAGAUGUUUGUCUCGAAAGGCUUGGUCAGGAACAAGAAAAUCUGUCCGAUUGACGAGUCGCUAGUGCAAGAAUCACAAACGACAAGAACUGAAGGUAAAGACAAUAGCCAGUUAUCACAGCUAUCAAUUGCCAUGAGCUGGCACAAUAGCACACAAGUAUUGAAAAUACCAGAAGCCGAUGACUGGAGACCUCGAAGGCCAAAGUCAAGCGACGUUAUGAACGAGACACAAGAGGACAUUUUUGAUAGUUCAAGUCCGAUAUCAACGAUCGCCAAAAGGAGAUCAACUGGUUUGCAGGUACGUAGAUGGACAGCAUUCCGGGGUAGACCGCUGGCCCUUACGGUCGGUAAACCUCCUACGCCACCUAGCCCUAAAAUUCCAGAGACUCAGAUUGUGGCACCUAAGAUACCAGAAACACGACUGAUUGCAGUUCGCGACAUAUCUCCUGAGCUUGGUGAAUCGCAAGUAUCCAAUACACCUAACGAGUUCAAUGAAUCUAUACCGGACGCAUUGCUCCUUACCAGCAACAAGAGCCCGCUUCAUUCUUCUCAACUUUCAUUCAUCCCAGAUGAGAUUCCGGAGGAAACCUUUUUUUGCCGAGCUUCUCAAGUACUGGGAGAACAUAAGACACCUGUGUCUAGAAGCAAGUCAACUCCAGGUCGCUUCUAUCCCGCUCAAUUCAAGAGCAUUGCGACUCCCAUUUAUGCCCAACCGAACACCGAGACUACGGAGAGCGAGACAUCUGCCCCAAGCAUGUCGCCCAAGUUCUCACAACAGUCGUACCGACCCACGCCUAAGUCAGAAAAAAGCUUAAGUCGUCUUACGCGACAGGCCAGUUCUGCUUUGGGGACUUUGCCAGGCUCCGCUAGAAAGAGAACAAAAACUUUACCAUUCAAACCGCCAUUCAAAAAGCCAAUCUUGAAGAUUUAG